AUGACGGCCUUGGAGGAGAGGCCAAGUGAGCCAAGCCUACCAUGGCGCAUGGCGUCUUCGGCUAUAAUGGGCCUUACUGGUGCCAUCUCUCGAGCCUUCUUAUACACCUUUCAUGAUGUCCAGACCGAGAACCAAGCUCGAUUUUUAGAAGUUCUGGACAAGCGUCGAGCCGAGACUCCUGAACGUGGUCUCAUCACUGUCUCAAACCACAUCAGCGUUUUAGACGACCCCCUAAUAUGGGGUGUGCUGCCGCUCAAGUACAAUAUGUACCCCCUGAGUGCGAGAUGGGGUCUGGGUGCUCAUGACAUCUGCUUCAAGAACCGCGCUUUCAAAACGUUCUUUACCCUCGGUCAGGUUUUGCCGACAUAUCGCUUGCUGCACUCCCCCUAUGGCGGAUUAUUCCAGCCCACCAUGACCCAGGCCAUCCGCUUAGUAUCCGGCCCCGGGGCACUGUUCCCCUUCAAAGCCGCCUUCGAAGCUGGAAACAACGAAGUAUUUUCCGCGCCCACUUACUACAGAAGCAAGCACGGCGCGUGGGUUCACGUGUUCCCCGAAGGCUGUACGCAUCAAAAUCCUGAACGAACCCUCCGUUAUUUCAAGUGGGGUGUUUCCCGGUUGAUCCUCGAAUCCGACCCGGCCCCCCAGCUCGUUCCCAUGUUCAUCGACGGAUUCUCAGACAUCAUGCCGGAGGAUAGGAAGUGGCUGCGAUUUCUCCCACGCAUCGGUGCCAAGAUUCGCGUCUUUUACGGCGAGGCUCUUGAAGUGGGCGAGGCCUUCAGAGAGCAGCGUCUAAAGUGGAAGCGUAUCGUGCAGAAAGAAGUGGAGGCCCGAGGCAAACCAUUGAGCGUCGGCGAAGUACCAGAGUCCCUGAAGGAUCAUCCUGAAGCGAUCCAGCUGCGUGUAGAAGUCGCCAAGACUGUCAGAGACAUGGUGCAAGAGCUGAGGAUAAGUGCGGGAUAUCCUCGUGACAGCCCGGCAUUCGCUCUUGCUGAGACAUGGGAGCGCGAACCCGAGGACAAGCAGUUUAAGAGUCCUGUAGAUGACAGCCUGGUUAACAAAGAAUAA
This is a messenger RNA of Colletotrichum abscissum, 1065 nucleotides long. Its product is annotated as acyltransferase. NCBI's taxonomy places the organism in Eukaryota, Fungi, Ascomycota, Sordariomycetes, Glomerellales, Glomerellaceae. The record is from RefSeq and is a predicted model, not a curated record. Bases 1 to 1065 code for a protein of 354 amino acids. Gene Ontology annotation, molecular function: 1-acylglycerophosphocholine O-acyltransferase activity. Gene Ontology annotation, biological process: inner mitochondrial membrane organization; cardiolipin acyl-chain remodeling. The transcript is spliced from 4 exons. Gene Ontology annotation, cellular component: mitochondrial membrane.